Molecule: messenger RNA, 2451 nt
Organism: Culicoides brevitarsis
Lineage: Eukaryota; Metazoa; Arthropoda; Insecta; Diptera; Ceratopogonidae
Gene: nan
Product: transient receptor potential cation channel subfamily V member 5
Exons: 6
Coding region: 1-2451 (816 amino acids)
Biological process (GO): calcium ion import across plasma membrane
Cellular component (GO): plasma membrane
Molecular function (GO): calcium channel activity; protein binding
Source: RefSeq, a predicted model, not a curated record
AUGGGUCAGGCGGAGAGUAACGUUACGAGUGGCGUGAAAAAACAAGCUGGAACCUCGACGCAGGCCUUGUACAAAUUUGUCAAUCUCAAAGGAGGCGGAUUGCUGGUCGACAUGAUGAAACGUGCUGCCCAAAGUAAACAAUAUGCCGAGAUAGAUCACGCCAUCAAGACCAAAGUCGAGCCUUUUCUGUACAACAAAGGCGCUGGCAGGUACAUUCCGAUCUCGCAGCUCGUCCUUUUUCGCAAUCGAGAACGUUCGAAGGCGAAACAACUGCCGGGCGUGAGAGAAUUGGAGAAUCCCGAUGAGGAUUUUGAUGUUGAUAAAAAUUGGCCUGAAAUCACGGAGGAGCAAUAUUGGCAGAAUCCAUCGGGAUACAAACGGAUUAUUUGGAAUAUCAAGGAACGAGGCGCUGUGGGAGAGACAAUUUUGCAUCUUUGUUUGCUGAAUGCGACGGCACUGCAUGCGGAUUUAGCGAAACGAUUGCUGAGGUAUUAUCCGCUGUUACUUGAGGAUAUUUAUAUGUGUGAUGAGUAUUGGGGUGAGAAUGUCUUGCAUAUCGCCAUCGUUAACGAAGACCCAUCAAUGGUAAAAUUCCUUCUCGAUGCCGGAACGCCUGUCGAAGAACGUUGCUGCGGCAAUUUCAUGUGUCCUGAAGAUCAGAAAUCCUCUCGUUUCGACACUUUGGACAACGAAAUGGUAAAUGUGACGCCCAUGACAAAUUACGAAGGUUACGUUUAUUGGGGCGAAUAUCCAUUGUCGUUCGCCGCUUGUCUCAGUCAAGAGGAAUGUUAUCGUUUGGUGCUCGCAAAAGGCGCCGAUCCCGAUAACCAAGACACAAAUGGCAACACGGUGCUGCACAUGUUGGUAAUUUACGAGAAAUUGAGCACGUUUGAUAUGGCCUACGAGAUGGGCGCAUCUGUCAACAUUCGAAAUGUGCUGAACUUGACUCCGUUAACGUUGGCGGCGAAACUCGCGCGUGUCGAAAUGUUUUUUCACGUCAUGAAUAUUGAGCGGGAAAUUUAUUGGCAACUCGGGAGUAUCACGUGUGCUGCCUAUCCGCUCGAACAGAUCGACACGAUUGACGUGAAUAACGGGACAAUUAGCAAAGAUUCCGCGUUAAAUUUGAUCGCGUUCGGAGACAAACUCGAACAUUUGGAUUUACUUGAAGGCGUGAUGAUCGAUUUGUUGAAAGUUAAAUGGAAUACCUUCGUAAAAGACAAAUUUUAUCGGCAAUUUUACAAAUUCACGGCAUAUUUUUUCAUCUCUUUGGUCGGAUUUACCUUGAGACCCAUGUUUUCGGGCGAUGACGACGACGAAGGCGCAAAUUCAACGGAAAUUUCAACAACAAUGACGACGAUUAACGAAACUUUUGAACCGAUUGAUAAUGCAGUUGCCAGCGCCCUCUCUUAUUGGUACAACAUAACCGAAGAAGAGCAUGCCGAGGGAGAGCAACAUCUUUUGUGGGAUAGUUCGUGCCCACUUUUGAGAGCAGAUACUGUUUCGGAUACCGUGAGACUCAUUUCGGAAGUUGGCAUGUUUCUGGGAGCGUUAACGUAUAUCGUUGCGGCGUUGUUAGAAGCGAAAUUUUUGGGUUACAAAAUGUUUUUUGAGAAUUUGGCGACAGCACCGUCGCGUGUCAUGUUUCUCUUCUCGUGUUGCUUGUUGAUGGUUUGUCCCUUUAUCAAAGUUUUUUGCCUGACAACAGUCGAGGAUCACAUGGCAGUGGCAAUUAUGUUGACAACUGCUCCGUAUUUCCUGUUUUUCUGUCGUGGCUUCAAAACCGUCGGACCCUUCGUUGUCAUGAUCUAUCGCAUGGUUGUCGGUGACUUGCUCCGUUUCGUUUGCAUCUACUUCAUCUUCGUGAUGGGCUUCUCUCAAGCCUACUACAUCAUUUUCUGCACAUUUUACGCCGAGGAACCCGAAGAAGGCGAAGACGAAGUCGUCAAUCCAAUCCCAUCUGGCAUGGAAUCAUUCGUCGCGAUGUUUUUAAUGUCUCUCGGCAACUUUGGCGACUAUUACGCAGGCACGGAACACACAGAGCAUGAAAUGCCCGCAAAGAUCCUGUUCGUCGUUUUCAUGUCAAUUGUUGCCGUUUUGCUGGUUAACAUGUUGAUCGCUAUGAUGGGCAACACCUAUACCGUAAUUGCCGAAACGAAGAACGAAUGGCAGCGACAAUGGGCCCGUAUUGUACUCGUCGUUGAACGUGGCGUUCAUCCCGCGGAACGACUCAAAAACUUGCAAUCGUACAGCGAACCGAUGUCAGAUGGGCGUCCCGCGCUAAUUUUGCGACUUAACAUGACGGAAGACGACAAGGAGGAAAUGAAGGAGAUUCUCGAGAUGAAACGCGUGCACGAACGGAUGCACAAGAAGCGUGCGGUUGAGCGCGAAGCCAAAAUGGUGAAUCGCGAGAACGAAAGAAUGCGACAUUUGAAGUCAAAACAUUCGUUUUAG